AUGGAUGGUCAGCUCGGGGCUCGUGAGCCGGACUUGGGGGCCGGACGGCUUUCAUUUCUCUCUGCGUUCUCGCACAUGGAGUGCGAGGAGAAGAAGGAGAGGCGGUCGUCGAAAAAGGACAAGCACACGCACAAAAAGGAGCACAAGCACCACCGCUCUCGCGCCGCGCCGGAGGCCGCGCCUUCCGACGAGGACGGCGCUCCGGGGCCGCCGCCGCUGCCUCGCUUCUGGAGCGACAGCGCCGCCGCCGCCGCCGCCGCGGACAGCGUGCGAGCGCUCGCCGCCGGCCAGCCCGAGGGUGCGGCCGGCGUGCUGGCGCUGCUGAGGACGCUGGAUCGCGGCGAGGCGCUCGUCCUUGGUGGCGAAGGCGGCGAGCAGGGCGGCGGCGGGCCGGACGCGGCUCUGUCGGCGCUGCUCCGCCGGCUGAGCGACGCGCUGGGGCUGCAGCGGACGCCGCUGCCUUCGGGCGACGUUGCCUUCCUCAAGGGACCGGGUCAGCCGCCGCUGGAGGGGGCCUUCGCGCCGGUGCUCGGUCAAGACGAGGGCGGCGGCGCUGAGGGCGGCGGCGCCACCUCUGCGGCCGGCCGCCUCGGGCCUGCCGAGGAAGCGGCGGCACGGGAGGGGGCGCAAGGGGCGGAGGCGGGCGGCGGGGCGGAGGCAGGCGGCGGGGCGGCGCCGGCGCCGGCGCAGCGACGUGUGUACGGGGCCGCGCUGCCUCCGCCGUCGGCGGCGGGCCCGGCGCCGCGGGACGGCGUGGCGGCCGAGGCGGAGGGCGAGGGCGAGGGCGAGGGCGAGGGCGGCGGGGAGGCUGGGCCUGGCCCGCAGCCGGCGCCGGCAGGGCUGACCGAGUACCUUCUCGCCCAGGAGCCGGCGCCGUGGUGGCAGCGCGCGGCCGAGCCGCCAAAGCCGCCUCCGCCGGUGAGGGCGGAGGGGCCGCCCGCCGCCGCCGCGGGUCGGGAGGCGUGGAUGACGUCGCUCCCCGCGGACCGGCACGGGCUGGGCGGCGCGGCGCAGGCGGGGCCGCGCCAGUUCGCGCGCGACGAGCGCGAGGUGUUCGGCGGCACCGACGCGAGCUGGACAGCGGCGCCGCGGUCCGAGGAGGGGGCAGGCGACGGGGCCGGGGGCGGCGGCGGGCCCGCCCGGAUCGGGAUGAGGGAGGAGCCGGACGCCGGGCGGCCGAUGAGCUUGGCCGAGGCUGCCGCGCUCGCGAGGGCAAACGCGGCGGCGGGCAAGCGGCCGCAGCCUCCGUCGCGGGCGACGGCGGCCGGGGUGGCGGGCGGCGAGGGGGCGGGCGGCGAGGGCGCAAAGUCGCUGGUCGACGUGCACAAGGAGCUCAAGGCCAAGGAGAAGAAGGCCAAGAAGGGCGGCGCCGAGUGGGCGGGGUCGCACCCGUGGAAGCCGUGGAACCGCGAGACGGACCUCGACAUCCGGCAGGUGCAGCCCAAGGGGAUCGACUCGGUGCUCAAGAACCAGCACAUGGGCGAGCUGAGCAGCCGCUUCGGCUCCUCCUCGAGGGAGACCACCUUCAUGUAG
This is a messenger RNA of Emiliania huxleyi CCMP1516, 1533 nucleotides long. RefSeq lists its product as hypothetical. The transcript is spliced from 2 exons. The record is from RefSeq and is a predicted model, not a curated record. Bases 1 to 1533 code for a protein of 510 amino acids. Lineage: Eukaryota; Haptophyta; Isochrysidales; Noelaerhabdaceae.